Messenger RNA from Silurus meridionalis, 1929 nucleotides. RefSeq names its product sterile alpha motif domain containing 1a (gene samd1a). Bases 293 to 1513 code for a protein of 406 amino acids. The transcript has 7 exons. Gene Ontology annotation, molecular function: protein binding; DNA binding. The record is from RefSeq and is a predicted model, not a curated record. NCBI's taxonomy places the organism in Eukaryota, Metazoa, Chordata, Actinopteri, Siluriformes, Siluridae.
CCUUAAAUAGGUCAAAGGGGGAGGGGGGAGUGUCUCGUGUCGGCGGCGCGCACCUCGGCGAUCUCUUCCGUUCCACCUUAAGCGCACGAUGCGAUCCAACGCACGCGUACAGGAGAAGCCGGAGCGCUAAUGUUUCCGCUCCUCUCCGACACGCACGCACGCGCAUUUCCACGCGCAUACACGCUCUCUGUCUCUCGGUGCGCGCGUGCUCUUUUUUUUCCUCCCCUCGCAGGAUUAAAUAACCGGGUAGGAAUAUUUUCGGCGAAAUAAAAUAAACUUUUCCGUGUGGAUCAUGUCGGAGCCGCGGUACCGCGAGUGGAUCCUGGACACUAUUGACUCGCUGCGGUCGAGGAAAGCGAGACCGGACCUGGAGCGAAUCUGCCGGAUGGUCCGCAGGAGACACGGCUCUGAGCCGGACCGGACAUGCUUGGAGCUGGAGAGACUGAUCCGGGAGCACGCCGUGCUCAAAGUCAACUACAAGGGCUCGGUGUCCUACCGCAACGCGGCCAAAGUGCACCGAGGCAGGCGGAGGAGCAGCGAGCAGGCGGCCGCUAAGAAGUCAUUCUCCAGUUCUACUUCAUCUUCGUCAUCAUCAUCAUCAUCAUCGUGCUCCUCGGGUAAAGAGCGAGCUUCACCAGCGGAGCUGCAGUACAGCGACAGCGCGCAGGGUCCCGCUGACCACGACCCGAUGGAGGACAUGGAAGAUGAGUUCUCCACUACGGCCUGCAUGGACAGCAGCAUGGACGAGGAGGACGCCAGUCUGGACGCUCCCUGCAUGCAGAUACAGAGCUCCGCUGACUCCGGCAUCAGCAUGAGUCCUGUGGUCACAGACGCUGAGGCCGAGAUGACCAGUUCCUCGCUCACGCCCUCAAAGAGCCCCUCGUCCUGCCAGAGCACCCCGGAGAAGGACCGCGACGCCGCUCGAGUUUCCCCCGAAAUCACCCCGAGCACGGCUCAGCAUGACACGGGCUCCCCAGAGCUGGAAGCAGUGCUGCAGCCGGCAGCCAUCUGUCCCUCGGCCCAGCGGAGUGCACUGAUGAGGGAGGAGGAGGAGGAGCCGAGAGCUGGAGAGAACGCUCUCACUCCUGACCAGCUGCUGUCUGAGCACACGGCCUCACCGCGCCCAGACGAGGCGGUGGGAUCGGACCACCUGCUGGAGGGCAAGAAGUGCACUAACGUAGAAGACGUAAUCAUUCACUCACAAGGAACCGAAACGGCCAACAACGGAGGGAUGAAGAAACAAGGGUUGUUUAAAGAAGAGGACAUGGCACAGGACCUCUUACUGUGGAGUGUGGCGGAUGUGGCGAGCUACUUCACAUCUGCAGGGUUUCCUGAGCAGGCUGUGGCUUUCAGAACGCAGGAAAUCGACGGAAAGUCCCUGCUCCUGAUGCAGCGCAGCGACGUGUUGACAGGCCUGUCGAUCCGACUCGGCCCCGCCCUCAAGAUAUAUGAGCAUCAUGUCAAGGCGCUGCAGAAGAGCCACUUUCAGGAGCACAGCAGCGUUUUCUCUUAACCUCGCGCCACUUUAAAGACUCACACAUGGAGAUCCGAGCGAGGGCCUGGACACGAGAGAAAGGACUCGACAUGCUGGGCGUCGCCCCGCCCCUGACCGCGCCCACCCCGUUCGCUCGCUCCAGAUUUCUCUUCUUCACUUCCUCAUAUUUCAGUUCACAUGAUUAAAGAACACCUCCAAAAAUCACGUCUCACCCUGACGCCCAUUCCCGAGUGGUCAUCGAGGGAGACAUCUCAUCAUUCACCAGUGUUGUGUUGUUUUUUUUUCUUCUUUGAUUUACACUAUGAUCUCGGUAAUAUAUUUUUGUUCGCGAUAUUAUAUUGACUUCCUCCUUCGUUUUAAUAUGUAAAGCAGCCAGAUAUAGAAAUGAUAAUGCGGAUAUGUACAUUUAGCAAAUAAAUUUCCGAUUUCGCAAA